Neopsephotus bourkii (Bourke's parrot) is the source of this 5793-nucleotide messenger RNA. RefSeq lists its product as uncharacterized. The transcript is spliced from 14 exons. The coding region runs from base 1608 to 3332 and encodes 574 amino acids. Gene Ontology annotation, molecular function: protein binding; protein-membrane adaptor activity. Lineage: Eukaryota; Metazoa; Chordata; Aves; Psittaciformes; Psittacidae. The record is from RefSeq and is a predicted model, not a curated record. Gene Ontology annotation, biological process: nucleus-vacuole junction assembly.
AAUGAUCUGUCACCUUACUGCUUUUUGGAUGGAAAGUGAAGAAUGGAAGAUCAUGCGCAAAACGUGAAAAACAAGCAGUGGCAAAAGCAGGACCUGACAAUCACACAGGUUCCCUGUACUUUAGAAGAUGCCUAUUAAAAACAUGAGAAAAUAGGAGUAUUAGCCUCACUUUUGAUAAUAUUAAGAAGCCAGACAGAGAUCAGAACUCGGUGGGUUUGCAGACUGGUCAAAGAAGUAGAAAGCAAAAUCAAAGUCUUGAUGGUUUGUAAUGGAUUGCAUUGUGUAAUAGAGGUCUCAUACCUUUUGGUUUACAGUUGUAGGUGGGUUUAUUUGUGCCAUAUAGUAUUUGUGUCUAGGGGAAUGACGUGUAAGUGAGAGAAGAAAUAGCAGUAGCUGGACAGACCAGUGAGAUUUGGGUUAGCCUGUUCAUCAGUGUUUAGAGAUGGGUACAGAACAAGGGACUGAUUUUCAAACAUGAUUUACUUAGAAACUUAAGAUGUAUUAAAGGACAGUGAGGCUAAAAUUUGGCAAUAAAUAUAUCACAUGCAAUAGUUAAAAGAAAUCCAUCAAAUCCAUGGAUAAAGAGAAGUUAAUAAAAGUGAUCAACAGUUGGCAGACCUGUACCUACUGGUUCCCUAAAGGGUGAUCUUAAACCAGAUUUUACUGGAAACCUCAAGAAUAUUGCAAAUGACGCUUCAUACUACACUAAUUAGGCCAAGGUCAUUUGUAAAACUGUUCAACAAAAGGUGAGCAAAUGCACCAGGCUGGUGACUUAAGCAAACGGGUGGAGCAAAAGUGGAACUGCCCUUUUUCUUUCUGCUACCUUUUUCUGCAUGAAAACUGCAGAUGAUUUUUGCAUCCUCCCAUUGCUGGCUUAUCCAGCCCACUCUGCAGGAUUUGACUGACAGGAGGAAAACAUACUUCUAAAUUAUUUGGUCACUGUAUUUAUUAUUUUUUUUUUUUCCGGUUUUCUCGCUGGUUUGCAAAGUCUCAGUUGGCUGCGUGCUGGGCUAUGAGCUGUUUGUCCAACAGGGCCUUUGUUCUGGUCUGUGCUCCAGCAAAAACUGGAAAAACCUGUUCACAUGCUUCUUUAUUUUUAUUUUUUUUUUCUGAUCUUCCUCUCCCAUUGGCAGUUGCAGCCUGUACACAUGCAAACAAGGUGGUGCCUGCCCUUCAUGUGGAAAACUGCCUUACAAAAACUGAGGUAGCUUUUUCCAUUAUCCCAAAGCUUUUCUAGCCUCAUGAAGGCUUUGGUGAAUGCUCCAGGAGUUAAACGCUGUUUGUUCUCCACAAAAUGUGCUUAGGCAAUCACUUUCUUUUUCUUCAAGCAAGGGGAAGGUGUUUGAGUGUGGCUCCAGCCCAGCCUUUUAAAUAAUGUUUUGUAGACUGGGAGAUCUGCAAAAGCCAGGCUUAUUGUGCAAUGUAGCUGUUUGGAUGCAGAAGUUUGUUUGCUUACAACAGCUGCUCAUGGUGUGGUGUUAACAUCUGUAAAGACGGGACAAACACUAAGACAGUAAGUUAGUCCAAGAAGUGGACAAACUGAGAAGAAAGUCUUCUUUCCAUCUCCUUCCUUUUCCCCUUGCUUUGUGCUGUUUUUUGGAGCCAGAAUGGGUCAACUGUGUGGACGAUGCAUGCAGCUGCUGCAGGACUUCAUGACCUUUGUUCAGAGGAUGUCUUCCGACCUUGUACAGGGCAUCAAGGAAUGCUUAACUCUGAUAAGCAAAUGCUUCUGCUUAAAACAAAACAGCUCUAAAGCCAGGCAGUUGUACAAACCCAUCCUGCAACCUCAUGAGAAGGUGACAGCACAGGAAUUUCUGCAGCAUAUUGAAACAGGUUUUGAAAUGUCACCCCUUGGAAAGGACCCUCUGGAAGCCUUGAGGACCUUAGCCUUUUCAGAAAAUGCAGGUUUACAGCAGUCUGCUGCCCUCUAUUACUUGCAUAUGAGUCAGCACAUGAACAUCUCCCUGCCUGUGGAGCAUCUGGAACCCUUCUAUGCAUUACUAAGGUCUGCUGACCUGGAGGUGCAGCAGAUGGCUUCUUUGUCCCUUGUAAACUUCUUGCUGGAAGGAAACAUUGACAGAGAAUUAGUUGUCCAGAUGGGUUUACUUGAGCCAAUUCUGGAUCUGCUCGAGUCAGAAGAUGCCACUGUCCAGUGUAAUUCCUGUGCCUGCACCAUGACUUUGGCCGUUUCAGAGUCCAACCGAGAGGCUAUUGGCGCUGCUCAAGGAAUUACACCCCUACUGUCUCUUGCCAAUUCCCAUGAUCCUAGGGUCCAACAAAAUGCAGUUGGUGCUAUUCUCAACCUCACACAAUCAGAGAAAAUCCAGCAGGUCCUGUGCAAGGAAGGAGCCCUACCAGUUCUUGCCUUGCUGUUGGAAUCUCCUGACUCAGAAGUGCAGUAUUACAGCUGUGCUGCUCUGAGCAACGUGGCAGCCAAUGUUCAGUACCAUGAAGCCAUGCUGAGACCCAGCAACAGAUUCGUGUUGCGGACACUUAUCUCUCUCCUGUCCUCUUCCGUGGACAAGGUUUCAAGCCAGGCAUGUGUUUGCCUGCGGAAUUUGGCUACCAGUGUGGACAUCCAGGCUGAGAUGGUUGCUGAGGAUGUCCUGCCCAAGCUGCAUGCUCUCCUGGCUUCUGGCAGCGAGGAUGUGUGUCGAGCCUCCAUCGCUCUGCUCUGGAUACUGUCCGAACACCCACACAACCAGGACACUCUGGCAUGUGCUGAGCUACUACAGAGCCUGGGGAUGCUACUACUGGCACAUAAAACAGACCCUGUGAUUGUUGGCCAUACUGCGUGUAUCAUCAAAAACCUGAGCCUUUCCAAAAACAGACAGAGAAUCUUUGAGAGCCCAUGUGUUGAAGGUCUCCUCCAGACCAUGCUUUCUACCAAUACUGAAGAAGACUCUCUUCAUUACGUGACAUCUUGUCUUGCUGAGCUAGCAAAGCAAGGAGCCACAUUACACAUGGUCCAAUGGAUGGAUGAACCCUUGACAAAGUGCUUGGUGAGACUGGCUGGCCAACGGGAACAUACUGAGCCAUCUUUUCAAGCUGCCUCUAUCAUCCAGCACAUGAUAGGUCAUGAAAAAAUGAUGCUUUUGUUGAAGCGGCACAUCAGAGAUAUUCAGGCCUACCUCAAGAAUUUUCUUACCCAUCGAGAGAUCCGCUUUCAGCAGCUGGGCAUCUCCACAUUCUGCAGACUUCGAGACGAUCCAGAAUUUUCAUUAGAAUUCAGAGAAACCCAAAUGGCCAAACUCCUUGAGCAACUCCGCCAACAAACAGAAGAAACUCAAGAGCUCCUUAGGGCAGCUAUUUGCCAUGAAGAUAGUAUUUAAGCCAGAUAGCUUAUCAGAACUUACCAAAGCCUUCAAAACUUUCAGAGAAGACAACUCUUUUCAUUGCUUCCUGUAGUUUAAGGUUUCCUGCUACUUACAAUUUCAUCAAAGAGAUGUUCUGAUAACAAAAACCCGAGCAGGUUAAACGACAAUCCCUUGUAUACUUUGGCUGGCUGCUGAAGUGUGCUUGAGGACUAUGGCUUCAUUCCUUCCAAAGGGUUUGUAAGACACACGUUAUGCUUGGGUAAUCCUCAGUGGUUUGGUUUUUGUUCCCUCACCCUCACCUCCAAAACAACAGCGCUGUAUUCAUAAGGUUUUAUUAAUGUAACGGGUGGAUUCUUCUGAAGAGGCAUCUCUCAGAUACACAGGUUACUCUGCAUUCAUCUUUAUUUUGUUUCUGUUCCACGUCCUUUAUCUCAGAGCGCACUCCAGGGUUUUGACUUUAGAAAACAAUUGAAUUAAGAUACAAUAUAAAGGUAGCAAACUACUUACAGGUUACUACAGAGAGUAACUGCUGAAGGGCAACUCAGAAAUUGAAAGCAAUUUAUAAGAAACUAGAACUGGGCAAGCCUUAGGGCUGAUCCUUACCUACACUGUAGGCAUUAAACUCCAGAAGAGCAAAGGCACACUGAGGCAGGUCAAUGUUGCAUAAAGCAUGCUCAGAAUAUAGCCGCUACCAUUGAUUUGGGUGAGAUGUGUUUGAAUACAGAAAUCUGUGCUCUGCAAAUGGUAAAUUAUUUCCAAAGGUACUUGCAACCAGGCAAAAGUGAACAUCUUUGGUAAAAUUAGAAAUUUAUCUCAUAUAUUCUAUCUUUCAUCAAUACUUUUUUUUUUUAAUAAAAAAAUCCUCCUGGAGCUUCAUGUUGAACUGGCUGGAAUGCUGAAAUUUUGGAACCACUCCUACAGCAAACAUCUGCUUCCAGAUAGCAUUUUCUUAUUAAAACAUUUCAGAAGAGUUUACUGACUGUUGUGGUUUAACCCCAGCAAGCAGCCACUUGCUCACUCUCCCCCCAGAGGGAUAGGGAAGAGAAUAAGAAGGGCAAAGGUGAGAAAACUCAUGGGUUGAAAUAAAGACAGUUUCAUGAGUAAAGCAAAACCUACGCCAUGUAAGCAAAGCAAAACAAGGAAUUCAUUCACUACUUCCCAUGGGCAGGAUGGUGUUCAGCCAUCCCCAGAACAGCAGGGCUCCAUCACACAAAACGGUUACUUGGGAAGACUAACUCCAUCACUCUGAAGAUUCUCUUCUCUUCCUCCUUCUUCCCCCAGCUUUAUGUGCUGAGUGUAACAUCAUAUGAUAUGAAAUAUCCCUUGUGUCAGUUGGGCCCAGCUGUGUCCCUUCCCAACUUGUGCAUCACCAGCCUCCUCGCUGGUAGGGCGGGUGGGGUGAGAGGCAGAAAAGGACUUGAGGCUGUGUAAGCACUCCUCAGCAAUAACAAAAACAUCCCUGUCUUAGCAGCAGUGUUUCCAGCGCAAAACCAGAACACAACCUUAUAGGAGCUACUAUGAAGAAGAUCAACUCUACCCUGGCUAAAACCAGCAUAAUGAUCUUUUGAGGUACUUCUGACCAUGGUAAAACUCUUAAAUGCAUGUAGAGCUUUAGAGCAUCUGCUACUGGCUACAUGAAAUAAAACUUGGUAUAAAAGUGAGACUAGAAAUCAUAAAAUAUAAUUCUCUUAACUAAGUGUUAAACAUUGCAUUUAGUGUGGCCCAAAUUGCUAAAUUUAGUUUGAUGCUUGGGGGAGGCACUUCUGUCAAUUAUCCCUUUUAAUAACUGCAAGUUUUCUCCAAUAGUACCGGGUUUUGGUUGGGUUUUUUGUUGGUCUGGUUUUCUUUGUUUGGUUUUUGGUUUUGUUUCUUUGUUUUGUUUUGUUUUUAACCACAACCAAAACCACAUUCGAAAGCUUCUCUGCAGUGCAGUUAACAAGACCUGGGAAAGAGCAGGCAGACUUCAGAUAAAGGAGUAUGGUGUUUUCAGUAUUCAUGUGUGACAGGAAUUUUGGUUUGAAAUCUCAUGUGAAAGACCCCUGUGCUCAGCUGUAGGCAGCGGGGCUUGUUAAGACAGAGGACUACAGAGAGCUGAAUGACACAGCUAAGAAUUAAAUCAGAAAAUCUCAACCUUAAGAUAAUUUUCCAAAACGAAAAUCUGUCAACAGUGCAAUCUGUCCUACAUCUGUAUUAUUAAGUAUUUAACUGCAAACUUUAUUUCAAGGUCUUGGCAAGAAAGAAAAUAAUGAAACAUUCUUCCUCAGAAUGAGGAGAUAAGAGACAUGAGAAACACGCAAAGCUAAUGGUGAACCACCCAGUAGCUGUGAUGUAUUGAAUGUCAUCCCUGCAAGCGUUUAUGUUGCACUGUUAAGAAGAGAGCAAGGAGCCAAGUCUUUCCAAAGCACACAGCCUAACUGCUGUGAAAGGGUGCUGCUCCUUACCUUCACAAUAGCUGUCUGGCCGUCCACAAUUGCUA